Molecule: messenger RNA, 192 nt
Organism: Sphaeroforma arctica JP610
Lineage: Eukaryota; Ichthyosporea; Ichthyophonida
Exons: 2
Source: RefSeq, a predicted model, not a curated record
AUGAGUAUUGUAGGUGGGUUUGCUGGGCAAGCGGCCGUUCUGAUCUUUGUACCUACCUCGUACUACCUGUACAUGUCUGAGGCCGAGAAUGAGUGGAUUGUACUGAGCUCUACGGCCGUGAUUGCUAUUGUCACUGCGCUGUUGGACUCCGCGUGUCUCUCGCUCGCCGCGCGAUUCCCCACCGCGUGUCAG